UUACAAGCUGUCUUGAGUAUUUCAGAGAAAAUGAAAGUCAAACUACAAAGCAGGGAACAGAGCUGUGAUCUGACAAAGAUGGAACAAGAUAUGUGUCACGAUCCUAACGACAUCAGACUUAGGUUUGUUGAUCGACCGGAUGACAUAACCCUUGAUGAUGAUCCUAACACUCAGAGGAUAGAAAUGCCCUGUGGCCAUGCUGUCACAUCUGAAUCCCUCACAGCCUACUGUCGCAGUCUUCUGGAUCAGGCCCAGUACAAGUUCCUGUGUCCAGCUCUAAAAAAUGGAACAAUUAAUAAGUGUGGGACCGAGUGGAAGUACGUAGAGAUCCGGAGGAUUGCUUUACUGACUCAAGAGGAGCAGAAUUACUUUGAGGAGACUAUGGCUGAACUAGCAGCAGCUAAGUACUGUGAAUACAACCCAUGCCCUGGUUGCAGUUCAUAUAUUGACAGGAAGGAUUUGACCGAUCUGUGUGUACGUUGCACCAUCUGUACAGCUGAUAACGGUAAGAGGUAUGAGUUCUGCUGGCAGUGUUUGAAGACCUGGAAAGGACCAGCACCUCGCUCAGACAAGUGUGAAAACAGCAACUGUGUUAAUCACAACGUUGAGAAGCUGUUAAAAUGUGAGAAUAUAACCCUUCCUCAAGUUGAAGAUAUAGUAUGUCCCUCACUGCGAGCUUGUCCUACAUGUGGAAAACUGAUAGAGCAUGACAGAUCAGGGUGUAAGAAUAUAAUAUGUAAUCGCUGCAAUGUUGAAUUCUGCUUUUCUUGCUUAAAGAUUAAGGCUGAAUGCCUAAAAACAAGCUCAUACUUCAAACCUUGCUCAAAUGGUGUAGCACCUCAGCAAACAUCCAUUCCAACCUGGAGUAAAUAGGUAACUAAAAUCUUGGCAUUUUAUAAUCCCAGAAGGUACAGUUUUCAGUCUCUUUAAAUGUCUCUAUGGCUGUAAAUUAAUACUUUUUAUUCAAUAUAAUAACAAAGUAUAAGUCAAAAGUAUAAAAAAAAAAUAUUAGUCUAAACAUUUUUGUCUGUAAUGUUUUAGAUAAUAAUUAGAUAAGGCAUGUAAUACGUAAACAAUAUACUUAUACUAAAAACUUUGAGUAGUUUCUUGUAGAUUUUAACUUAUUAGUUAGAAAGAAAUUGAGUUAAUGUUUUGCUCACAAAUUUUUUAUGUUAAACUCAUAUGAAUUUUUAUUGUCAGUGAUAACAUUAAUAUAUGAUUUUAGCUAAUGAGUUUCAGGAGUUUUGUUGAUCUAGGCAUUUUAAUAAGUUAAUUGUUUUUAUUUGUUUUUGUUAUUACCCUUAGUAAAUUACUAAAAUAAUAAAGAUUCACAAAUUUUACUCGUAAAAUUU
Molecule: messenger RNA, 1352 nt
Organism: Hemibagrus wyckioides
Lineage: Eukaryota; Metazoa; Chordata; Actinopteri; Siluriformes; Bagridae
Product: probable E3 ubiquitin-protein ligase RNF144A-A
Exons: 4
Coding region: 31-873 (280 amino acids)
Source: RefSeq, a predicted model, not a curated record